AUGUGGCACAACGUCGGGCUGACGCUGCUGGUGUUCGUGGCCACGCUGCUGAUCGUCCUGCUUCUGAUGGUGUGCGGCUGGUAUUUUGUAUGGCAUCUAUUUUUAUCUAAAUUCAAGUUUCUACGGGAACUGGUGGGAGACACAGGAUCCCAGGAGGGAGACCACGAGCCUUCAGGGUCUGACACUGAAGAAGACCCAUCAGCCUCUCCACACAGGAUAAGAUCUGUUCGCCAGCGUAGGGCUCCCGUGGAUGAAGGCCACUGACCCCAGCCACCAUAUAUGACAAAAGGCAAUUGCGAACCUGUCAGUGAAGACAGAAAUUCACAAAGGGACUGGAAAAAAUUUGUACUUGGAUUUCAUAUCCAAUUCAAAAAAGAUUUACAUGUAAGCCAUAUAGAAAUAAAGGGAAUUUAAAACCAAAUUGGACCACUGAAAAAUUCAUCUUAAAGGUUUGUUGUUGUUUUUUUUUGCUUCUCUAGCUCUCUGCUUAACACAUUUGUUCCUUGGCUCUUGCGCUUACUGUUUUGCACUGAUGUGACUCUGUUAAGCAUUUCAGGCUUGAAAAAAACAUUUUAUUAGUCAUAAAAUGUACUCUUGACAUUUUAACUUGUCUGAAGUUGGGAUGCAUCUCAUUACUGUCAACCAGGUGAUAGCCAUGUCCUCAACCUAGCUUGUGCAUGUGUGAAUUUACAGCUUGUCAUAUUAUCGUCUCCUUAACUGGUGUGUGUUAUUGGUAUCAAAUGUAUCAGGUUGAGUUGGCAUUUAAAAAUGCCUUCAAGAACAUUACGCUGUGAUUCAGCAUUGAAACGAGGUUAUUGCAUAUGCAGAAGAGCAUGGAAACACAGCCGGCUGGAUGUUUGAUAUUAGUGAAGCAAAUGUUUGCCAUUGGGGGAAUGAUCAAAAUUCCCUCUUUUCUUGCAAGGCAACGACAAAACGCUUCAUGGGACCGAAGAAAGAAAGAUAGCACAAGUAGAUGAAGCUGUACUAUGUUUUGUUAGUGAGGCAUGCUCAAAAAGGAUUGUUCAUCACAGGCCAAGUGAUGCAGUUGAAGGCAAAGAAAUUGCCAAGACCUUUGGAAUUGAUGAAACAAAAUUCAAAGCAACAAAAGUCUGGUGUGACCGAUUCAUGUGUUGAGCAGGAUUGUCAUUAAGACAUCAAGCAGCGUUUUAUCCAAAGCUUCUCACUGCCAUUAGACAGAAGGCAGGGUUGGAGCACUCUUUCAAGAAAUGCUGCAUCACUAGUUCUCUUGACACCGAGGGCCAUGUAUGGGAAAAUGCAGACAUCCUUGACUGUGAUUUGAAAAGUGAUUCAGAAGAGUAUGAAGUUAUAUGAACUUAACUAAUUUGUUUCAUACAUUCUUUAGUUUGCACAAGAUAGGUGUGAUAAAAAUCUGUUUAACUUUAAAAGCACUGUUUCAAUAAGUAUAAAAUAAAUGUUUUCUGUGAUACAAGGCAUGUGUCAUAGUUUAAUGGGUAGUGCUUUUUCUUAGUGAUACAUAUGGUGUAUCUUAAUUGAUGGGCUCUUAGAUUAAGUAAAAACGGUAAUAUGUAAAUUUAUUUUUCUUUUCAAGGUAGCAGUUAUUUAUUGGGGAACUUAAUUCUGCUAUUAUAAUGUUAAGACAUUUCUCUUUGAUGAAAUAUACUUUUUGGGGCAACUUAUUCAAGAUUUGAGAAUAGUAAUAGGAAUCUAAGAGCUGUCUUCUAGUGUAGGAAGAGUAGGGUUAGUCAUUUCCUUUAUAUGGGAGGACUUUAUGUCCCAGGCAUGUGUUGUAGAGAAACAACAGUGGUUUCACAAACAACAAUUCAGUGACAAGACCUCAAAGAUAACUAGGUAUUGAAAAAAUAGUGGGCGACAAUUCCUGCUGAACUGUUAAAUGACUCUUGCCAGGUUUCCACAUUUAUCUAAACUGAUCUUUGGACUGAGUGUUUACUAGGGAACAGAGAUAGGGAUUAGCAAGCCUUCCUGUUUAGUGUUCCCUGCUUUGUACAAAAAUG
Molecule: messenger RNA, 1994 nt
Organism: Castor canadensis (American beaver)
Lineage: Eukaryota; Metazoa; Chordata; Mammalia; Rodentia; Castoridae
Product: small integral membrane protein 13
Source: RefSeq, a predicted model, not a curated record